AUGGAAAGUAAUACAGGGGUGGUUGUUUUGAAAUGGCACGAUAAACGUGAUAUUCUUUGUCUGAGCACUGUACAUACUGAGACAACCACUAAAUAUACACGGAGAGGAACAGAAAUAGAAAAACCAUCUCUUGUUGUUGACUACAACUCGUGUAAGCCUUUCAUGGAUCUAUCAGAUCAGCUGAAAUCAUAUUGUUCGCCUUUACGUAAAGGCGUAAAGUGGUACAGGAAAUUAGCCUUUGAAAUAUUACUUGGCUCAGCUGUAGUCAACGCAUUCAUAUUGUAUAAAACUGUGACGAAAGCGAAAAUAUCAAUAACAGAAUUCAGACAGAAAAUUGCCCUUGGUAUGUUACAAAUCGAAGAAGUGACUGUCAGGGAGGAGACAGAAAAUGAAAACAGAAAGCAUGUUUUGCAGGAAGUUGCUUCAAAAGAGCGACGAAAAUGUGUAGCAUGUUAUGCGAAAAUAAGUAUUGAAGAAGGCAGGAAAGCCGCUCAGAAGAAGGGACCUAACAUUCUAAGAACUAGUGAUGUGAGCGAGAAUAUUCUCAAAACAUAUAUUCUCGAGAACGAGAAUAUUCUCGUGGAGAAAAUUCUCGCCGAUCAGUGUGAAGAGGAGGAAACUUUAACAAAAGCUGCCAGCAUAUCAGGUAGCUUUGGCGGUAACUCAUCAAACUCUCGUUCCACAUUACGCAGAUUUAUGGAUUUUUCAAAUAAAGAGGAGCAAGCAAAGUUGGAUCAACUAUUUGCAAGAGCAGUUUAUGCUUCUGGAACACCAUUUGCAAUCUCGGAAAAUAAACAUUGGCAGUUAUUCUUUCAAACAUUAAGGCCAACCUUUAAAAUGCCCUCACGAUAUUAUUUGUCUAAUCAACUUCUAGAUACAGAAUAUGAAAGCAUCGCAGCCAACAUACAAAUUAAAAUAAGUGAAGCCAAUGCUUUAGGCCUGCAGUGCGAUGGUUGGAGCAACAGGAGAAACGAAUCCAUUAUUAACUUUAUUAUCACCACUCCCACACCUAUUUUCUUCAAAACUUUCACUACUGACACAAAUGGACAUACUGCAGAGUACAUGGCCGAAAAAAUAGAAGAGGUACUAACAGAAAUAGGACCAGAAAAAUUUAGUGCUCUAGUGACGGACAACGCCAGUGCAAUGGUGAAAGCCAGGAACAAUAUUCACGAAAAAUAUAAACAUAUAUCUGUUUACGGUUGCGUCGCCCACACACUUAACUUAUUAAUAGGAGACAUCUCAAAAAUGCGAACUAUGGCUUCGAUAGAGGACGAUGUUAAAAGUAUCGUUAAGGAAAUUAAUAAUUCUCAUCUUUUACUAUCCACUUUGAAAAAGAUCCAGACUGAAAAAAAGGGGACAUCUGUACCAAUAUCGCUAAAGUUACCCGUCAAAACUCGAUGGGGAUCAAUUACCCACAGCUUGAAAAGUCUGCUUGAUACCAAAUAUGCCCUUAAAGCAGUGGUUCCUAACCUGGGGUUACCAAGUUUAUGGAAUAUUAAGUCAAAACAGUAUUCAAAUCGAAAAGAAAAGGCAAAGGCGUAUGAGAAACUUAUAAGUUAUUGCAAAACCGUAGACAAAAAUGCUUCGAUGGAUAUGGUAAAAAAGAAAAUUAAUAAUAUUAGAAGUGCCUUUCGAAAGGAGCACAAAAAAGUUCUAAAAUCAAAAAGAAGUGGAUCAUCUACAGAAGAGCUGUAUGAGCCAACUCUUUGGUAUUAUAAAUUACUGCUUUUUACGGCUUCGCAGGAAGAACCUAGGAUGUCAGUUUCAAAUGAUGAUGAGUCGGAGUCGGAGGGUGACGAUGCCAAUAAUGAGGAAGAUGUCACCCAGCAUGAUACUCAAUUUUCACCGCUUACUGAAGAUGCGUUGCAAGCACCGUCUGAAAUAUAUCAGCUAUCACCACCACAAACACCGCAUCAGUCAUCAACCUAUUCACGUCCAUCAACUUCCAGAUCUUCUAAUAGUGCAAAAAGAAAGAAGUAUGGACAGGAAGAAAGUAUCCAAAGGAUUUGCGCUAAGUUGGACAGAGAAAAUGAUGAAUGUGACAGUAUUGGAGAAAAUGUGGCCCAUAAACUGCGCCGAAUGGACAGCGACCAGAAAAUGUAUGCUGAAUUAUUACUUCACCGUCUUCUCUUCCUUGGUGUUCAAAAGAAAUUAUGCGAGGAAUCUCAUAUAUGUAUAAAUUCGGCACAUAGCGUUUCAUCUCAUUAUAAUACUAUGUUGCCAAUGCAACUUCAAUACAAUCAACAGCCACAACCUUUAACUCCUUCUCCUUUCCAACCCAUAUUAACAAAUCAGCAACAACAAACUUUCACUUCUUCGCAACACACAUCAACUUACAAUCAGCAACAAAAUGUCACUCUUUCCCGACCCUCAGCAACUAUUUCUGAAACACAGUACACAAAUGCAGAAGGAGAAAACCUCGACAUAAAUAUAAACUAUAUAAGACCUCUUGAUAAAACUACCCCUGAAACAAUGGAGGAAAGCGGCAACACGUCGAAACUUAAAGGAUCUUUAACUGAAUUGCUGGUUUUUAAUCGAUGA
Acanthoscelides obtectus is the source of this 2541-nucleotide messenger RNA. NCBI's taxonomy places the organism in Eukaryota, Metazoa, Arthropoda, Insecta, Coleoptera, Chrysomelidae. The record is from the annotation of a GenBank genome assembly.